Molecule: messenger RNA, 1634 nt
Organism: Perca fluviatilis (European perch)
Lineage: Eukaryota; Metazoa; Chordata; Actinopteri; Perciformes; Percidae
Product: plectin-like
Exons: 13
Coding region: 100-1602 (500 amino acids)
Source: RefSeq, a predicted model, not a curated record
UCUAUAUUUUAAGGAUUGACACAUGGAGUAACUGCGUGCAUAUAUCUAUGAACUGCAUGCAGGUAACAGCUAGCUUGAUUCUCUGGUUAAAAAAUAAAAAUGGAUUGUGAUUCCUCUACAAAGAUGAAAGAUUCAGGGACUCUGCGUCGAAUCAAAACCUCAGAGAAACAGAUGAAAGCAGAUCAUGGUGCAGCAAAGCUGGUCUUGGACAGCCAAGACAAACUUAGGACAAGACAAAAGCCAUUGUUCAAGGCGGGCCUACCUCUGGAGAAAAAAAUUGAACAAGAAAAGCGGAGGAGGCAUGUCCUGAUCAAAGAGCACAACAGGCUGUUGUUUGCUGUAAAGGAAAAAGAGACCAAGCUGAAAGAGCUGCAGGAGUCAUUGAAAGCAAAGAACCUUGAGCCGACAAAUGAAGACACAUGUAAGCAGCGUAUACGACAGCUGGAGAACAACCUGGACAAGAUGAAGAUGAAGACCACAGAGGCUAGGGAAAUCCAGACGGCCUAUCAACACAUCCGUGAGCACCUGCAGCAGGAGGUGUGUGGGAUGUAUAAGCUGCUGGAGCAGAAGCAGCAUGCGGUGGCCGUUGGCCAGGCCGAGGUGCAGCGAGCAGCCCAACACUUCCAGUCAGUCACCGCGGCUACAGACUGCACUCGGGACUUGAUGGUUCAGAUGGAAUGUGAGACAGUGGGAAAGAAAAGAGAAAUGGAUAUCGAGCUAUGUGAACUGAGUGCAGAAGAAAAGGAGCUGAAAAGGCAAAUGGAAACCCUGGGCCGCCUGAGCCCCACAGCACACAGCAGGCUCAAAGAGCAGGAAAUUGAAGAAGAAGCACUCUCAAUUCCUGUCACAGAUCAUCAGGGUUAUGACAUCUGCGGAGCGUCACAGGCUGACAUGGAGCUGGUGGAGGAGAUGGAGGCUCUGAGGGAGGCGCUGGGCUGUGCUGACGUGCAGGAACUAGUUAACAAGGUGGUGUACCAGCGAACCACUAGGCAGCAGCUCCUCACCGAGGUCAGCCAGAAUGAGGAGCUGGCCCGGCAGGAGGCCCACGCCCUGGCCCUUCUGGAGCUCCAGUAUGCCCAGCUCAGGUUCAGUGCCCAACCUGCAGCCACAAGGUUGGACGAGCAGAAGGGAACGAUGCAGGCCAAACUGAACGAGGAAGUGGUCCGUGUGGAAUGCUUGCAGGCCGGGCUGAAGCAGUCUCAGGACAUGUUGGACGCUGUUGAGCGGGGGGUCAACAACAUCUACUUCAGGAUGAGCUGCGUUCCCGUGGAGGGCUUGCCCAGAGCUUCCUGUACUGAGAGCAUGGACAAACUGAGGGACAUCAGCGCCCGUCUACCAACACUACUGCACAGAGCAUCCAAGCACCAGCCUGAGAUCAGCAGCCUGGACCAAGAGAGGGUUUACAGCUUGCUCGAACAGCUCAACAGGAUGGAGUCGAGGAACAUCAAGAGACCAAGCACCCCGAUACACGCUAUCCAGCUUAAUGAUGAUGAUGAGGAAGAGUGCUGUCCGUCCCGCGAGGAGAUCAAGCGCUGCAGCAGAAGACUGAUCGAAGUCGAGCAGAACAAGAAGUUGUCGAGGAGAGCCAAGAAGAAGGAGUAGAGACACUAAUGGAAUAAACAGGAGAACAGCAA